Molecule: messenger RNA, 1347 nt
Organism: Microdochium trichocladiopsis
Lineage: Eukaryota; Fungi; Ascomycota; Sordariomycetes; Xylariales; Microdochiaceae
Exons: 1
Coding region: 133-1116 (327 amino acids)
Source: RefSeq, a predicted model, not a curated record
CACGAUGAAGCUGGUCGGUUCACUCAGGCCCAGGCCCUCAUCUUGUGGGCGGCGUUCCCCGAGGCAAUCGCCCGCUUGAGCGCCGGCGACCCAGCACAAUGCAAGGCGUACGCGCCCACCGUCAACUCGCACAUGUUCAGGAGCGCAGGCAAGCCCGGGUUCCUGUCACCUUUUGGAGCCUACUCCCACGUCUCGGAGAUCGACCGCCAAAUUGCGUCGCCGUCCUUCACCGUCUCCCACCUCGCCAACAACUGGCGCCAACACUUUGGCUUGGGUGUCUUCUCGUCUCAAAACUUCUACGACGACGGCAAUCGCCAAGGCCACCACAGGGCACCCAAGCAUGCUCGACGAAUCCGCGAGUUCGUGCAAAAGCUGACGGGCAACCCGGACACUUCUGGCGCCCGCGUCAUGUACGACAUGAAGGGCAGCCUCCAAGGCGAGCAAAUGACCAGCACAAGCUACAAGAACACGGCCCAGUGUGCGUACGCGGCACACGUCAUUGUCCAGCUCCACAACAGCGGCAUCACAGUCAAGGGCCACGUGCCGCACGUGCUCGUCAUGGCACCAUACUCUGCACAGGUCGACGAGAUGAACAGGCAGCUCCACCGCCUGUCUCCCUCAGAGUACUGCGCACAGGCUGUCGACGUCCGCACCAUUCCCGACAGCAUGUCCGAGGCGGCCGACCUCGCCAUCGUCCUCUGGACGCGCACAAACUCUACCGGCUUCACCAACCAGGCCGACAUCGUCAACGUGGCGACCACACGCGGCCGCUACGCCGAGAUCCACGUCAUCGACUCGAGCAUCUUCUAUCGGGGCUUCGGCCGCGAUGACCACGUCAACAGGCGCGCGUACCUGCACCGGUUGUACAUUCAGUGUCAGGAACAAAAGGCGUGCUUCUUUGGCGGGGAGAGGGAGUGGAUGCUGUGUCGCCGCUGCUUCAAGCCCGAGCACCGUUACUGUGGCGCGUUCGGCUGCCAACACUGCCGUACUGUCGGGCACCACCUCCGCAACUGCCACCGAAAGGAUCAGCACAAGCCACUGCCGUACGUCGUCGCUCAGGCCAACGAGCCCACAGCCCCGGGCAAGGCUGAGGAGGAGGAUCUCAUGUGGUGGUAGCCGAGAUGUAGCCUAUCAGACCUGGUAGUCCGAGAAAGUCGAGUUUUGAUGCCUAGUUCAAUGGCAAUAUCUGAGUGUGCGACACCGCUGCGCCAUGCUGGCCCCAGUGACGGGGCUUUUUGGUCCUCAAUAAUGGAAGUCGAGCUGGGGAAAACAGGAGGGUGGAAAUGCUGUUCAGGCCUGGGCGCGUAGAUAGAUGACAACACUUGAAUUGACAGGUCUUGGAAUUGA